Molecule: messenger RNA, 1697 nt
Organism: Macrosteles quadrilineatus (aster leafhopper)
Lineage: Eukaryota; Metazoa; Arthropoda; Insecta; Hemiptera; Cicadellidae
Exons: 6
Coding region: 142-1098 (318 amino acids)
Source: RefSeq, a predicted model, not a curated record
CGGUCUAAACAAAUCGCAUCGGGUACAAGUUUUCUUUUUGUAUAUACACGAUUUAUUAUUUAUAGACACAAACCUUUUUAACAAACCUUUUUAACCUUUUUAACAGAACAUCUACCGAUUAUUGGACAUAACCAAACAAAGAUGGAGAUAAUCGACGUGACUUUUAUAAUUGGGGCUGCAGUCGCCCAAAAGAGCGGCCACGUGAGGGAGUCGAUCGAGAUAAACAGGACGUUCAUACACGAACUAAUUGAAGUGAGCAGAAGCAACACCACUGUUGACAGGAUAAAGACAUCCCUGUCCAACAAGUUCAAAACAUUCCAUACAAGUCUACAAAAAGUACUCGAGAAACUGGGAUCUACAGAUGGAAAUCAGUUGGUGACAGAUGCAAUACUACAAGAGGUUAACGCUGACGUGGCAAUGUUGGAGCACGUAGUCCAGCGGGCGAAAGACGAAGGUGGGCUGGUGUUCAAGAAGAGGAAAAUGAAAGAAAGUGAACGCCUAACGAAGCUAAACGCCAUCCUGAAGCCAAAAAAGCUUAGGUGCCGAAACAUAAGAGACACCGUCGCGACACUCGACGAGAGAAUAGCCAAACUGGAAAAGCUCGAGGCUGAGAGCCUUCAGGAGUACGUCAGAGUCGCAAGGAGGGUGUUUGAAAAUAUAAGGGUCCUAAGUACUGUUGGUGAGAUCGUCGCUGGCCCUCGUCGCCUCGUUGUAAAUUUUUCGGGUGUUGACACGGAUAUAACACCAAAGCCCGUCAAAGACGGGUACACUACAACAGCCAGGCCAACGUAUGAUCUAGUCUUCCGUCGAUUUGCACAGGCUCACGCUUAUGAGUACGUGAUUGGCGAUGCCACUUUCAGAAGACGGGAGAAAAAGCCGAAAAACGACAGACACCAACAAGGAAAGCAGCAGACACCAAGAUCAAGAAAAGCACAGACACACGCUAUUACGAUGGUGUCUCUGAGGUUUCGACACAUCAGCUUUGUUGACUUCAUGAUGGCGUUUAACUUCGUCAGGCGUUCAAGUUUAUUGAAUAUGGCGUGGGCGAGAGUACAUACUGCAGUGCACUGGUUAUACCCAACAGAAAACCCAGUGUGAACCCGCCUCUCGCUCUCCCAUGCCUUUCUCUUCUCGAAGAUCAGCCCAUCCUCUUAUAUCGCUCUCUCUACUAGUUGUGAUAUCUGGAACAGACGCGAAAACAAUGAAAACGAGAGAAGGAGCCGAAGAAACAGCAGAGACAGCAAACGUCGAAAGGGGCACAAAAGAAGACUAGCACUGACAACGCACGACUCCUCAAACCCAUCCACCGUUUAACCAACUUAAAUUUUAAUAACUUUACAAUAUUUAAAUCCCAUCUUGUAUCUAACCACACAAAUAUUGUACAAAUAGUUUCAGGCCACAUGUUCUGCCAAACAACCAAUUAACACUAAUUAAUAACUAAACACCGAUCAAUGACAUUUUUUAAACGCACCUUUAAGAGUGCUCCAACGAGUCGUUGUGCACACCGGGUAGUGUGGAUCUUGUUUGUAUGAAUGAUUUUGUAUUUAAUAUGUGUUUCAAGUUCAUAUUGCCUACAUUAUGUUCUCGAACACCCUCCUUGCUACUCGAACAUACUCCAGGAGGCUGCCAUGUUUAUAUUAAUAGUUACGACGUACUACCAUUCGAUAUCUAUGUAUUAUUUCAUGACAAUAAACGAA